GGGCUGGUCGGGCGGCGGCAGUCAGGUGAGGCGCCCGUUCCUACUGCCCGGGUCUCUACUACACACCACACCUCCGCGACCCGGCUUGGCCUCCCACCGGACCCUCUCGCCCCGCCGCGGCCGGACGCGUAAGCGAGGGCGGGCCUCUGCUCCAGACGGCCAAUGGGGUCCGAGCCUGAAGCUAGGGGCGUGGCGAUCCCUGCGCGGCGCCCCGAGUGGCGGUUGUUUCAAGAUGGCGGACGUGGCGGGCCCCUCCCGCCCGGGUGCCGCGGCAUUCUGGAGUCGCGACAUUUCUGAUGAAGAACAAUCAGUAGUAUAUGUUCCAGGAAUUUCUACAGAAGGAAAUAGCAGAUCAAAAUACAAGCCAAGUCCAAAAGCUGAUGUUAAAGUUAAGACUUCCAGAAUGACUAAUGCUUCAAUCUGUAUGGAGUCUUUAAGAGGUGCUGGAGAUGCAGUAGGUGAACAGAAUUUCGGCAACGAAGGAACAAAGAGUGCAUCAUUAAAGGAUUUAUGUCUGGAAGACAAAAGACGCAUCGCAAACUUGAUUAAAGAACUGGCCAGAGUAAGUGAAGAAAAGGAAGUGACAGAAGAACGACUGAAAGCUGAGCAGGAGUCAUUCGAAAAGAAGAUCAGGCAGUUGGAAGAACAGAAUGAACUGAUCAUCAAAGAAAGGGAAGCUCUUCAGCUACAGUAUAGAGAAUGCCAAGAACUUCUAAGUCUCUAUCAGAAAUACCUAUCAGAACAGCAAGAAAAGCUCAACAUGUCUCUCUCAGAACUUGGUGCUGCUAGAAUGCAGGAGCAACAGGUAAGCAACAAGAAAAGCACUGUUCAGUCUUCAUCAAUAGAACUGGGAGGUUCCUAUAUGAGUGUAGCCAGACCACACUACUACCAAACCAAACAAAGGCCAAAGUCUGCAAACCAUGACUCAGCUUCAGAAUCUCUUAUGGAGUUCAGAAAUAAUACUUUGAAACCAAUAACCUUACAUCAUUUCAGGGAAGGUCUAGACAGGGUGCCAUCAGAGACCAGAACAUGUCCUUAUGAACCUUCAGAAAGUAAACCAGUGGAUGCAAUGCCAAAAGUAAAAGCUGCAACAGAAGAAUUAAAGGUGAAGGAGUGUUCACACCCUAAGCCUAUUCCUUCUAGUCAGUGUUGUGGUCAUAGGCUUUCUGAAAAUGAAGAUCAGAUAUAUGAAAGCCAUUCCUCAAACAUGGUCCCUCAGUGUUCUAGGACACAUCCAGAAUCAUGCAGUUAUUGUGGGCUGUCUUGGGAAUCUUUCAUGCAUGCCAGAGGGGCACUGCAACCCAGCAAAAUUGAUGUAAAAAAGCAGCUCUCAGAAGAUAGAAGGCAACAACUAGUGCUUCAGAAAAUAGAACUGGAAAUUGAAAAGGAGCGUCUUCAGCAUCUGUUGGCUCAGCAGGAGACAAAGCUUCUCUUAAAACAACAGCAGCUUCAUCAGUCUCGAAUGGAUUACAAUUGGUUAAGAACACAGGCUGCAUUUAAGUCCAGAGAGGGUGCUGAUAAAGUGUUUACUAAACCUGGAGAACAUAAUCUGGACAUGAAUGGGAGUGACUCUGCACUGAGUUUAUUAACAUCAAAAUGUGAUGAAUGGCCACCUGCAACCUCAGCAUCCUUUAAAAAGUACCAAGACUCCCCACACCGUAAAGAGAACAGAAGGGAGAAGAAGACAGUUGGGUUUCAGUCAUGUAUAGAAGAAGAUGCCCAGAGGGUGUGUCCAAAAACAGAUACGUGCAAACCCCAAAGAGGAACAGUGACAGAGAUUAGAAAAGAUGCGUCCACAUCUCCUAUCGUAAUAAGAAGCCAAAAAGAGCUUGUAACCUCAGCCUCAUCAUCCCAAAACAACAUUUCCCAGUAUGAGACAUCCCUGUUGGAUUUGGUUCACUCUCUGAGCCCAAACUCUGCUCGCAAACCUCAUUCAUCCAGAGAAGUUGGGGCCUGGAAUCUCAAUGCUUCCCGACCCAGCCCUCAAAAAUCAGUCUGGAAGAAGAUGGGGACACACAGGACUCCUGAAGACCUGGAGGAGAAUCAAAUUCUGGAGGAUAUCUUUUUCAUUUGAGUCCAAAACAUAAGCUACAAAAUUUCCACAGGAAAUUUGUGGGCUUCUUCACAUACUGAUCUAGGAUGUUAAAAUGCUUGAUUACAAAAUAAUUGUGUAUCUCCUUUUACAGGGACCUAGCUCAUUAGCAUCCUACAAUGUACUGAACAUAGGAUUUGUCCUAAACAACCCAAGGUGUUUUUGAUCAUACCAAUCAUCAGUAGAUAAUACAUUAAAGGGAAGUAGGCUAAAGAACUGUACCUUUUUAUGCCAGAGAUUAGACAUUUAGGAUACUUACUGCAUGGCAGACAUCAUUGCAUAUUCAUUGUCAUUUAAAGAAUGUUUCCUUCUCAAUUUCCUAAGGAAAAAGAUUGGUUCUCUUUUUUACACAGGAAAAACCUUUCCACUCAAAGAUACCUCAAAUACCUUGUGACAUAAGGAAAUUUCAUAAAGACUUCUACAUUCUCCCCCUGUUCUCUCACCACUUGCCAUUCUGUACGUGUAGUCCUUUAAUUCUGAAGUUUGAGUUGAUACCUCUAGCAUCAGAAGCAAUACUGGGAAUAAGUCUUGAAUCAGUUAUAGUAGACUUCAGCCUGGAACUGACCUUACUAUAACCAAAAAGUCCACUGGGCUAGAGGAAAGGACCUAACCAACUUUUGGAAAUAAUCAGCAUUAAAACGCAUGUACAAAUUAUUGUCCUGGAAAAAUUCCAGGAGAGAAACCAACUGAAAUACGUUUCCUACCAAUGUUCAGGUUGCUGCCCCUGUAGUUCCCCUGGAUGAAGAAAAGCAAGCUCUAGAUAUUUCUUACUGACCCAAGUGUCAGAUCAGUAUGCCCUCUAACACAUGUGCUCUUUAUGUUGCCAGAGUUGUGUCUGCGGAAGAUUUCUCCAGAUGGAGAGUGGUGCCCAGCAGCUAUAGGUGGCACUUCGCCUCCCGUGCAAGUGAAAGUUCCUAGUUGUCCAAGCCUUGAAUGUUUUCAGUCUAUGAAAGCCAUGUUGUUUGGACUGCCUCCCUGUCCAAGAGAAAAUCUCUGUCCCUUCUUGCUGUCCUGUUGCUUCUACUCAGUCUUCCUUCACUUGGGCCUUUUCUUCUUUAGAGGAAAGAAUGACAUUUUCUUAAUCCAAGGUAAACCUAAGGGUAGAACUAAACUAACUGUAGACAUUUUCUUGAAAAGUUGAGAAAUCAUUGAAGAUUUCAAUUUCCUUUUACAGUUUAUCCCUCUGAAAGUAGCCAAUCAGUUUCAUUCCAUUUCAAAGAGAUGUUGUAAUAUGAAACUUUCUUUGGUGUGCCUAAAAUGAGUAAAUGUCAAAUAGGCAUUUUGGAAGAGAACAGCUAUCACCACAAUUUUCAUAUGCCCCACCACCAGUUGCCAUUCUCUAUACAUUUUAUUGGUGUUGCUAUGAGGGCAAUAAGGUGUGAAUUUGUACAUAAUUAAUAUUUUAAUGAUUAAUUGAAUAACAUCCUAACAUUUUCUUCAAUAUUAAAAUUACUUUGAGAUAUAUAUGUUCUAGUAGAGCCUUGAGGUCUCACCUACUAUUCUACUAAAAGAAAGUAACACAAAAGACUCGACCCUUCACACAUAACACACACAUAUACACACACACA
Perognathus longimembris pacificus (Pacific pocket mouse) is the source of this 3660-nucleotide messenger RNA. RefSeq names its product KIAA1328 ortholog. NCBI's taxonomy places the organism in Eukaryota, Metazoa, Chordata, Mammalia, Rodentia, Heteromyidae. The transcript is spliced from 11 exons. Bases 233 to 2074 code for a protein of 613 amino acids. The record is from RefSeq and is a predicted model, not a curated record.